Messenger RNA from Colias croceus (clouded yellow), 1102 nucleotides. RefSeq names its product allatostatin-like (gene AST-C). The record is from RefSeq and is a predicted model, not a curated record. The coding region runs from base 85 to 468 and encodes 127 amino acids. The transcript has 4 exons. NCBI's taxonomy places the organism in Eukaryota, Metazoa, Arthropoda, Insecta, Lepidoptera, Pieridae.
AAACCAUCUACGAACCGGCAGGCGGAAGGCUUCGUAGCGCGCUCAAACUUUCUUGCGUUCGACUUAUAGGAAAGGUACUUCAAAAUGAAUUUUUUCACAUCGUACAGCAAUAUUGCGUUAGUGAUGGGCUCGCUGACUUUCUUCCUUAUGACAUCACUAGUGUUUGCAGCACCAAUGGAUACUGAAGAUGAGCAGAUGGAAAAUGCUCUGAUAAGUAGACCAGAUGUGAUGGACAACGAUAUAACAUGGAAUGCUCUCAAUUCUGCUGCACUUCGCAAGAUGCUGCUGCAAAUGGAUGCUGAAGACAGAUUUGGAAUCAACCGUGAGAGUCGAUCAUGGCCAAAACAGUCCCGUGGUUGGGGUGCCCGGAGUCUCGAGGGGCAAAUCGCCCGCCCAUGGCGCGCCGACAAACGCCAGGCCCGCUUCAGGCAAUGCUACUUCAAUCCCAUCUCCUGCUUCCGGAAAUAAACACACAGCUACACGGCCUGUUUUCUUGAUGACCAUUGCCAACACGUCAAAUAAUCUAGUUAAUUUAAUUUACGACUAUACAAUGUAAAUAAGCAUUUUACUGGAGUUAAAGAAACAAUAGUAGUGGUAUUUUUGUAAGGUUAGGUAAUUCAAAACAUGUAAGCUAUAUUUUCGUUCAGUGACUAAAAUGUAAUUGGAUCUCAUGGCACUUAGAUGUAUUUUCUCGGUUAGUCGUAUUUUAUUGUAACACACGCAGUAAAAACAGUCACGUAUCUACUUAAUACGGGCGUAUCCUUUUUUCCCUGUGAGAUCGAGUCCUCAACACAUUGUAAAAACGUAAAAGCCCCAAAUUGACACGACUUUAUUUCAGCCAUACUACUAUAAGAUUUUCUUAUUUAUAUAGAUUUCUUGGCAUUGAGACCAAUAAUUAAGUACCAAGUUAGACUAUACAGAAGCCGUUUUGAAAUUUUGACCAAGGUCUCAAAGAAUAAAUUUUACUUAUGAGAAAAAAUAGUUAUUUUGAAAAAUAUUAUCUUUUCUCGUGUAUCUAACUACCUAAGUUUACUUUAGGUUGAAAUAGUAUUGUAUUAAGUAGCACGCAGUUAUAAUUACGAAAUAAAAGUUGUUGUCUGUA